This is a messenger RNA of Pristis pectinata (smalltooth sawfish), 1939 nucleotides long. Its product is annotated as protein adenylyltransferase SelO-like. The transcript has 19 exons. NCBI's taxonomy places the organism in Eukaryota, Metazoa, Chordata, Chondrichthyes, Rhinopristiformes, Pristidae. The record is from RefSeq and is a predicted model, not a curated record. The coding region runs from base 23 to 1879 and encodes 618 amino acids.
UCACUAACACUGAAAUUAUUUCAUGCUGAUGCCAUAUCAUGUCCAGCCAACGUUGUAUAUGUUAGUUCCUGCUAAAAUGAAACGGAUGAAUGUACAUAGAAUUCUGGUUGAAACAAUACUCAAACAUGAUCUAAUGAGGAUGAUGCUUGUGUGGUUGCUUUGGGAAAUCAACCUUUGCGAUUUCUCUCGAGGAGAAAGAACAGACUUUGAAGCUGCUGCUGAGCCUGAAUGCAAUUCAGCUGAAACUAAUUUUUAUUCUAAUAACGGUGAUGAUACUUUGGGUUACAGCAAGGUUGAUCAUAAAAGGUCAUCCAUGGAUGGGUGGAAUUUAACCUCGCAAAAGUUAAUAGACUCUUUUCCACUCGAUCCUAUCAGACAAAAUUAUGUGCGCCAAGUAAGAGAAUGUAUUUUUUCUGCUGUUCAGCCGACACCUUUCAAGUCUGCGGUCACACUGGUAGCAGUAUCGAAGGAAGUUGUGGAAGACCUUUUGGACUUAGAUGUGUCCAUAACAGAGACUCAGGAGUUUAUUCAGUUUGUCAGUGGUGCAAGAGUUCUGCCUGGGAUGAUCUCUCUAGCCCACAGAUAUGGUGGUCAUCAGUUUGGUGUUUGGUCUGGUCAGCUAGGUGAUGGAAGAGCUCAUUUACUUGGAGUAUAUGUCAACAGGCGUGGUACAAGAUGGGAGCUCCAACUAAAAGGCUCUGGGAAGACUCCUUAUUCUCGGGAUGGUGAUGGCCGGGCUGUUCUACGCUCAUCAGUAAGAGAAUUUCUUUGUAGCGAGGCCCUGAAUUAUCUUGGAGUCCCUACCAGCAGAGCAGCCAGUCUUGUUUUAAGCAAUGAUGACGUAAAAAGGGAUCAGUUCUACAAUGGAAAUGUGAAGAAUGAAAAAGGUGCAAUAGUUCUUCGUGUUGCUAAAUCAUGGUUUCGCUUUGGAUCGCUGGAAAUUUUAGCUUACUCUGGAGAGAUUGAAUUGUUAAGGAAAUUGGUGGAUUUUGUUAUUGAGCAAUAUUUUCCUUUGAUAAAUGCAACCAGUUCAAACAAGUAUCUGGAAUUUUUCUCUCAAGUUGUUACUGAUACUUCGUAUCUCAUUGCACAUUGGAUGUCAGUAGGAUUUGCACACGGUGUGUGUAAUACAGACAAUUUCAGUAUACUCUCUAUUACAAUAGAUUAUGGUCCAUUUGGUUUUAUGGAUUACUAUGAUCCUAAUUUUGUGCCAAAUACCUCUGAUGAUGAAGGUCGGUACAAGAUAGGGAACCAAGCCAAUAUUGGAAGAUAUAAUCUUGAUAAACUGCAGAAGGCUUUGAAUCCUUUAUUGGACCCUAUGCAGCAGUUGUUAACAGAACAAAUAUUAAAAGGAUAUCCUGAUCUUUAUCAGACAAAAUUUUUGGAAUUAUUUAAAGCUAAAUUGGGCUUGUCUGGACUUGAUAAUAAUGAUGGCUACUUGGUUGCAUACUUGUUGAAGUUGAUGGAGGAUACACAAGCAGAUUUCACAAUGACAUUUCGCCAACUUAGUGAAAUUACCAAGCAACAUCUUAAGGUUAACAACAUUUCUGAGGAAUACUGGGCACUUCAAGACCUUGCAAAACAUGAGAAAUUCUUGGAUUGGAUUAAUCUGUAUCUGUUAAGAUUGAAGAGGAAUGCAGCUGAUUCAGAUGAAGCACGCAUAAUCAGAAUGCAAAGUGUUAACCCAAGGUAUAUUCUCCGCAACUGGAUGGCAGAGUCAGCAAUCAAAAAGUCUGAAAGGAAUGAUUUCUCUGAGGUUCAUCUGCUGCAGAAGAUUUUACGCCAUCCUUUUACAAAGCAAACAGAAGCAGAGGGAGCAGGAUAUUCUUCCCGUCCUCCUCCAUGGGCUAAAGACCUUCGUGUCAGCUGUUCCUCUUGAUGGUGAAAGUAAAUUGUAGCAACACUAAAAACUGCUAACUGCAUACUUACUGGCCUUUAA